This is a messenger RNA of Exserohilum turcica Et28A, 915 nucleotides long. RefSeq names its product glycoside hydrolase family 20 protein. Gene Ontology annotation, molecular function: beta-N-acetylhexosaminidase activity. Bases 1 to 915 code for a protein of 304 amino acids. Gene Ontology annotation, biological process: carbohydrate metabolic process; glycosaminoglycan metabolic process. The record is from RefSeq and is a predicted model, not a curated record. Gene Ontology annotation, cellular component: membrane. The transcript has 3 exons. NCBI's taxonomy places the organism in Eukaryota, Fungi, Ascomycota, Dothideomycetes, Pleosporales, Pleosporaceae.
AUGCGUGACAACGGGACACUCGAGUCGCAAACAAGUUACACGGAUUCAUCAAUUGGCGAGGAGGCUGAUGCAACUAGUAACACUGUCUCUGGAGAUGACAUAGUCGAAUUCGCGACCAGAGCAACGUGGAAAGCCCUCUUCCUCCAAAACUUCGACCCGUGGAAAUUCCGCCCUCGCGAUUGGCAGGAACCCUCUCCCGUUUCUGCGGAUGCGCUAUAUCUCUCCCGCAUCAAUCUAGGGCUUCUCGGCACCGACCCGGCAAACAUCGCAAGACCGCUUGCAGGCGAAGUCGACGAGUCGUACAGCCUCAGCGUAACCCAACAAGGCGUCGCCACCAUCAGCGCCAACACCUCCAUAGGCCUAUCACGGAGCCUCACCACGUUUACCCAACUCUUCUACGCGCACUCAGACCAGCAAAAUGUCUACACGCCCCUCGCCCCCGUCUCCAUUUUCGACGCCCCCAGGUUCGCGCACCGAGGCCUCAACCUCGACGUCUCGCGCAGCUACUACCCCGUCAGCGACAUCAAGCGCCAAAUCUCCGCGUGUGCCUACACCAAAAUGAACCGCUUCCACCUGCACGCCACCGACUCGCAAGCCUGGCCUCUCGAGAUCCCCUCGCUGCCGUCCGUCUCGGAAAGGGGGGCCUACCGCCCGCACCUCGUGUAUUCAAAAGACGACUUUGCACACUUGCAGCGCUACGCUGCGCUGCAGGGCGUCGAAAUGAUUACUGAAAUCGAUAUGCCGGGACACACGUCCAGCAUCGCAUACAGCUUCCCCGAGCUCAUUGCUGCCUUCAACAUGCAGCCUGACUGGACGGUAUAUGCAAACGAUCCACCGUCUGGGACACUGAAACUAAACUCGCCCGCCGUCCGCACCUUUAUUCAAACGCUCUUCAAUGACGGUCAAAAGCAAUGA